Messenger RNA from Anopheles funestus (African malaria mosquito), 1282 nucleotides. RefSeq names its product luciferin sulfotransferase-like. Bases 28 to 1035 code for a protein of 335 amino acids. Gene Ontology annotation, cellular component: cytoplasm. The record is from RefSeq and is a predicted model, not a curated record. Gene Ontology annotation, molecular function: sulfotransferase activity. NCBI's taxonomy places the organism in Eukaryota, Metazoa, Arthropoda, Insecta, Diptera, Culicidae. The transcript has 2 exons. Gene Ontology annotation, biological process: sulfation.
CUUCUAAACGUUCGUGUACAUUCUACGAUGACAUUCGAAUUUAUCGAUAUAAAAGACCCAAUAUUUCGGGCCACCUGCCGUGAACGUAACGAGGAAGAUUACGUGCUAGUGCGAUGUAAUGAUUUCGCUAGCGUUCCGAUCAAUCUUCCCAACUGGACUCCGGAACCUGUCUGCUUAUCAAGACGAUACGAAGGCGUUGGGCAAACGAUCAAGGAUAUGGAAGUUCGGCCGGAUGACGUUUGGAUUGUAACGUACCCAAAAAGUGGAACCACCUGGACACAAGAGUUGAUCUGGUUGGUCUGCAACGGACUCGACUUUCAGCAAGCUAAAGAUGUUUUAAUCGAUGCACGGUUUCCCUUCAUUGACUUAUCAGGCCUCCGUGAUCUUCCGGAACCAUUUAAUCCACUGCGCGAUGCACUCGAGAUGCCUUCGCCGCGCUUCAUUAAAACGCACCUACCACCAGCCUUUCUACCGAACGCUAUCUGGACGGUACAACCGAAACUUGUGCACGUACGUCGUAAUCCAAAAUCGGUUGCUGUAUCUUACUAUCAUCAUUCCGUGUCUCUGCACUGCUACAAGGGCACUUUGGAGCAAUUUAUCCGCUCGAUGAUAAAUGAAUUGGUUUACUAUUCACCUUACCAUAAGCACUUGAUCGAGUACAGUGAGCUAAACUAUCCAAACAUGCUCUCACUGUGCUUUGAAGAUAUGAAACAAGAUCUGCCGAGUGCUAUUCGACAAGUUGCCCAAUUUUUCAACAAAACGUAUACCGACGAUCAGAUCGAGCAGCUCGCCAGCCAUCUGGGUUUUGAUCAAAUGCGUCAAAAUGCAUCCGUUAAUCGACGGGAGUGGAUUGAGUACAAUCUGAAGCAAACCAAUAGAGCUGAUAAGCUAAACGAAAAUGAUAUGCAGUUCAUCCGGAAAGGUGAAACGGAUGGUUGGAGAAAGGAACUAUCAGAUGAUCUGAUUGAAGCCAUUGAUCGCUGGACAUUGGAGAAGGUACCACAAGACAGCAAAUAUGCAUCACUGUUUUAUUAAUCGCUGAAGAGAGACGAUUGUUUUAAAUGGUAGAAUUAUCUUAAUUAUGUUGUAGUCCUUUCAAAAUACUAACACAUGUAAUAUGUUUGAUAAGUCUUUCAACUCAGUUAUCCGAAUGUAGCUCAAUUAGUUAAAUAAAAAAGUCUAAUUAGAAAUGUAUUUUAUAGUACAUGUCUACUAUGAAGCUUGGUAAUAAAUAAUAAAUAACUUUAAACAAAAGGACAAGAUUAAAAACAAAUCUUACUGA